Messenger RNA from Colossoma macropomum (tambaqui), 2286 nucleotides. Its product is annotated as caspase-8-like. NCBI's taxonomy places the organism in Eukaryota, Metazoa, Chordata, Actinopteri, Characiformes, Serrasalmidae. Gene Ontology annotation, molecular function: death effector domain binding. The transcript has 6 exons. Gene Ontology annotation, cellular component: cytoplasm. The record is from RefSeq and is a predicted model, not a curated record. Gene Ontology annotation, biological process: regulation of apoptotic process; proteolysis; apoptotic process. The coding region runs from base 170 to 1264 and encodes 364 amino acids.
CGAGUACAGUCAAACCAGCUCUGGUUCAGCCUCCACUACGUGCAGCGAUAAGAUGUCGUAUGCAGCGAGGAAGCUCAUUUACUGGGAAUCAUAAAGGGCGGCUUCGCUCCGAGCUGAAGUGAAAACGAAGGAAUUUGACGAACUUUUGUCUCCUUAAGGGCUGACAGUCAUGCAGACUCUGCGUGACAAGAAGGUCUUCUUCAUCGACACUCUGUCUGCAGAUGCCAGCUUUGUCUUGCAGCAUGCCGAGCAGAAUAAAAUCAUCACCAAGCGGGAGUACAACAACCUUAACCACCCUAACCACACCCAGGAGAACAUCAUCAUUAAUCUUCUGGACAAGGUGAUGAACAAGGGGGAUGAAACAUGUCUCAGAUUCCUACAACUACUACAGCAUGAACAGCUGCAGGACAAUUUCCCUGGGCUUAAGGGGCAUUUCAGACCUCCACAACCAGCACUAAACGAAGAUAAUCGAGAUCCAGAGGAUGAGAUAGGUGAAUACAAGAUGUCCAGCGUUCCACGUGGUCUGUGUCUGAUCAUCAACAAUAUUAAAUUUGAUCCCCCCUUUAAAGACAGGAAGGGAUCUGAUGUAGAUGAAGAGUCUCUUAAAGAGGUGUUCUGCUGGCUGGGGUUCACUGUAGAGGUGCACAGAGACAAAACUGCAGAGCAGAUGAAAGACAUCCUGAAGCAGUUCAGUCAGAAGGACCAUAAAGGUGACUGUUUCGUUUGCUGCAUCCUGAGCCAUGGUUGUACUGAAGGGGUGCACGGCACUGAUGGACGUGUCGUCUGCAGUGAGGACAUGUUCCCUCCAUUCAGAGGAACCUCCUGCCGAAGCCUGGCCGGUAAACCAAAAGUGUUCUUCAUCCAGGCCUGCCGUGGGGAUGACUAUCAGCUCCCAGUUGAAGUCCAGGCUGAUAACCUUGAAGGAGAUGAAGCAGCAGAAGAAGCAGUGUUGGAAACGGAUGUUGUUGAGAUGUUCACCAUCCCAGAUGAUGCAGAUUUCUUUGUGGCGAGGUCAACCGUUAAAGGCUUCUACUCAUUCAGGAACAUACUUUCAGGCUCCUGGUUCAUCCAGUCUUUGUGUAAGCAGCUGAAAACGUACUGUCCAAAGUGUGAGGACGUCCAGUCUAUCCUGCUCUGUGUGAAUCAGGAAGUCAGUUUGACAGCUGGUAAAGUGAUGAUCAAAUGUAGGAUGGUCACAGCCAAACAGAUGCCAGUCCAGAAAGUGACCUUGAGGAAGAAGUUGGUGUUCCGGGUGCCCAGCUAGAACAACAGUGUGCCACAGUAGGACCGGUUUAUAAUAGGCAUCCAAUGCUGUUCUGGACCAGACCAUGCGGAGGAGAUUGGGGAGGGUUAUAUGCUAUACCUUUCAAACUUUUAAAAACAGUCAUAUGCAAAAGUUUGAGCACCCCUGUUCAAACUACAUGUUUUUGUUGAUUUUCUAAGUGAAAGUCAGUUCAUAUUCUCUACAGUGAACGCACUUCUGCACACUGCAAUACAGAAUUACUGUUUAUUUACUGAAUUUAACAUAUUGGGAUAAAAACAGAUAAAAUGUAGCCUAUGUAAAGGUUAUUUUAUGGUUUAUUUUUUCCAGUCUGAUAAAUUCAGCAAAUAGAAAUUGAAAUUUGCAGAAAACGCCUUAUUAUUAUCAUUUAAGAUUAUUUGCAGAGAACAUGUUAACAUGUUUGUCACUCAGAAAAUCAACAAAACACUUUUUUUUUGUAAUUUUAAGUGUCAAGGUUGGUAUAACUUUAAGCCAUGUCUGAACAUUUAAGCGAGUACUCUCAUGCUGACUUCCUUUAGUUUUUACUUAAUAAUGCAAAAAAAAACAAAACAAAACUAUGAGCAUUACACCGUAAAUGUGUAAGAUUAUUUAAAGAGAUUUUUCAUGAAGAGAAUUCUUUAAAAACUUUUUUCAUUGUUUUACACUUUUACACAAAAUUUGUCUUAAUUGAAGCCAGCAAACUAAACACGCAUGAAAACUAGUGCUAAACCUUGUUAAAUAUCUGCUGCCAGCAACUUCACAAAUCAGAGCUGUAGAUGUGAAAAAAGGCAUUACUUUGUAUAUGAAGGAAAAGGAUAAAACCUACAGACCUCACAGCACCAGCAACACUAUAGAGACAUUUUUUAAUCUGUGUGUUGUUCAGGUCUGUGGGACCCAUUUUCAGUUCACCAAAAAAGAAAAAAUGAAGUGAUUUAUUAUUAUUUCAAAGUCAGAUUUCUUGGUCUUUCUUCAUUUUCUGUGAAGAACAUAUAAAAUAACACUUUUCCAGUGCCUUUUUUUUCAGU